AUCUGCUACCCCUCCGUAGGUCGGGCAGAGCGGAGCGUGGAGUCAGAGGGGCUUGCUCCAGGCAGAGUAGAGUCAAACCCCCAAGAAGAAGCUUUAGAGUGUCUCCACAUGCCCUUAAGUCACCAGAUCCCCGAGCUGUUGCCAGAGCCGGGCUGGGUUUGUCAGGAAGGCUCAGCACCCUCGUAGCCCUGAGGUGUGCAGGCAGCUCUGAAGCCCCAGGGGAAGGCCAGGCUGGCCAGCCGUGCUUUGGGGUGUAACUGUGGCAGCACAGCACUGCUGAGCCUGAGCACUGCUUCUCCUUGCUGCCUAAAUGGCAGCUGAACUCCCUGCUGCUUUUUAGAUCAAAAGGUGAUAAAGGGUGCAGUUUAUUCAGCACACUGACCUCCAGCUCUGGGGUGGUCCAGGCAGCAUCUGGAGCAAUUUCUGUCACUGUUUCCAUAAAAUAUUUUAAUGUACCCAACUUAAAACCAAAUAAAUUGUCGUCACUACAAGCUGCAUUCCUCCUCCUGGCCAUUUUGACAUUUAUCCAUAUAUUAUGGCUCAGAAAUCCAUCCAGGUCCCAGAACAGCAUUAAACUUCUGAGGUUGAUGCUAAGAUGGACAGAACAUCUGCCAGUGUUAUUCCUGUCUGUGAGGACUGGGGUUGGAAUCUCCCCAAAGCAGCACUUUGAACAGCUCAGCCUUCUACAGCAGUGUUGAUGGGAAUGUUAAAGUCUCAAAGGAUGAUGCUGCAAUCCUGCACAUUUAAGCUGUUGGGGUUUUUCUUGGUUGUGAUGGGGUUUUUGAUAGGUUAUGAAGCAGGCAGUGUAAGAACUCGGGUUUAAAAUGUGUUUAAAAUAUAAGUAAGCUCUCUUCUCCUUCCACCCAUGUCUUCCUUCAGGCUUUGUUUUUGCUUUCUAAUCAAACCUGCAGCAAUAAGACACUGUGUGUGUUUUCAGGUGCACUGUCUGGGUGUGUGCUUGUGGAAUCUCCAGUUCCUUUGGUGUGUUUGGGUGCUGCAGACACCUAUCCCACCUUGAACCCCAUUCCUGUCCCACCCCAAUCCCAUUCCUGUCCCACCCCAAACCCCAUUCCUGUCCCACCCCAGUCCCAUUCCUGUCCCACUCCUGUCCCACCCCAGACCCAGCUGAUGGUUUUGCCUGACCUCAGGGUUUUCCAUGUGGCACCACCUGGGCACCUCCACAGGCCAGACUGAGCCUUUGAGCUUUGCAGUUCUGGGGGAGCUUGGGGCACAGGGUGACAGCACACACAAACCUCUGCCCAUUCUGCACAGUGUCCUCUGCAUGAGACCUUGUUCUGUUGUCCUGGCUCUGUCACUGCUGCCAUCUCUGCUGCCCAUGGACACAAACGUGCAUGUUGUGCUUUGGUCCUGCUCCCUGUGGUUCAGCCAGCCUGAACCAGGGCAGUGUUUGGAGAGGAGACCUUCCAGGAGAGCUUACCUACUGUAGGAAACACAGUUCAUUUACUGAGACUCAUUUUUCUAUUACUGGAGCCAGUCUUGAGCCUUCUGGUUCUGGGAAUGAUGACUUGUAAAAAUUCCAGCUUUGAAUGGAAUGAAAACAAGUUCUUGGGCAUUUCUGAUCACAAUGGAACUUUUUGCAGUUUUCUGCAGAGUAUCCUGGCCGAAUUCCACCUGGGGUGAUUGUGUUCAGUGGCAAUUGCUGCAUUUCACUGUUGGGCAGAGUUCCACACAGGGGUUUAAAUUUGUAAUGUGGCUUAGGGUAAAGCAGAAAGGAAAAGAGUUACAGAAAUGUCCUUUUAACCCUAAUUCCUGAAGGCCUUGUGAGGCUUGUCAGGCUGCAGUCACAUUCCUCUAAAUGCCAGUGAUCCAGCUGGUGGGGCAUUCCUUGGAAUGCCUGUCCCUCAUCACAGGAUGGCAGCCAGAACAGUGGUGCUUUGUGUGGGGCACAUACACAUCCCCACACACCAAGCAAGGCAACAAACAGAAUGGGUGAAAAACAGAAGUAAUAAAAGAGCACUCAAAGUUUUCUUUGUGAUGGUGCUGUUCAGGCUGACCCGUGGUUGGUGUUUUGUUCUCAAAAAGGCUGAGUGCUCCUCUGGCUCAAAAAGAUAGAGAAACACUGAUGUAAGAUAUGGAAGGCAUCGUGGAAGAGUAUUUUCUGUUAUAUAUGCAGCCCAAUGUAUAACAAGUUUUUUUUUUUUUCUCUCCCUGACCUUCCCUCCUUUAUUUUGUACCCAGAUUUUCUUGCUCCUGUUUGAAAUAUGCCUUAUAACCUUACAAGUUUUCAGAAGACCACUGUGUUUCACUGGGAUAAAGAAUAUUGCAUCUGCUUCAUAGCAGGAGGAUGUUGUAUGUGUUACAGCUUAACUUUGUUCUACUUUACACCUAGAUAAAGGAUGAAGACUGUCUGUACCAUUUUGAUUACCUCUUCUAGGGUUCAAAGAGAAUCAUUUCCCCUGACCUCCAUUUGCAAAUGGCUCAGCUUGAUCUAACUGGCACACAGAUAAACGUGCUGUUACACAAAAGUUACAGUAGCAGGAACCACCUCAGUGCCCCAAGCUCCUCUGCCCGUGUCGGUGGCUCUCUGUGACCAGCCAAAAGCCGAGUGAGAGUCCUGAGCGCUGCUCCCGAGGAGUUUGGGUGUGAAUGGACAGUGCUGCCACCCCGAGAGAUGAGACAAAGGACCCUGCGCCCCGACAGCUCAGCGAGCUCCAAAGAUGAGAGUCCUGCACAGCGAGCCCUGUGCUCUGCCUCCAGAGUGAUCUCCGUUCCUGCUGAGCUCACCUCACUGCUGCUCACCGGUUUUGCUUUUGGGAUUUAGACACCUCUUUUUCCCCCCAUUUUACACAAAGACUGUUAAUAGGACUGUUAGUGGAAUGAGCAAAGCCAAUACUCCCAGGGUUUAACUUGGUACCAAUAGCACCUUUUGCCCCAGAAUGCCUUACCAACGCCACCCGGCCCGCGUGUCCCACUGUACGACUUGGCCUGACGUUUCCGCUGGCUUAGGCGCCACCUCAGCCUCCCGAGCUGACUUUUAGGGACAUUUCCGCACGUAGCAUCUCCUCCGAGAGUCAGACACCACCUGGCUGCCGGCUGCGGGAGCUCUCCCCGUGGAUGUGCUCGGAGCUCCGGAGGCCGCGAGUGCAGCCCGCGGGCCGAUGCCGUCCGGCUGAGCUGCGGCAGCGCCCGAGGGAUGGCGCAGGGAGGGGAGGCAGGCGCUCCUCCCGUGCGCCUCUGGGUGCGCCGCGUGGGGGUUUACUGCGAUGAGCACCGCAAAACCUGGCUCGUGGCUGCGGAAGAGGCAAGUGUGCGCUUUGAGCUUCCCCCUGGUUGUAGCGUUGCUGUUUCAGGUGCCUCUGCCAGUAACUGCCUGCUCUGUUUGUUACUCUCCCCCAGGAGGAAGCUUGAUGGUGUUGAAGAACUGCUGCUUAAACUCGUGCCUGGGGAUUAAUCUGUUCCUGAACAUGUCCCGGAAGGAUCCCUGCCAGAAACAAGCCUGUGAAAUACAGAAAUGCUUGCAAGCCAACAACUACGUGGAGUCCAAGUGUGAAGCUGCGCUCCAGGAGAUGCGGAAAUGCUGCGCUCGGUUCACCAAGGGCAGGUCCGUCUGCUGUUCAGGGUUUGAGAGAGAAGAAAUGGAGAGAGAAAAGGCUAAGUUGACUUCAAAAGGAAUUUCCCCACCACCUCAGUAACACAAAGCAUGGACUCACUUGAAGAGCUCGUGUGUGUUUUUUCAAGCCUUCUUUAGACUUUCAGAAAAGCCAGAUUGCUCCUGGAACACACCGUUCAGCACACCAAAAAGCAUUACACAGUACCAACAUAUGGCCUGGUUAACAAACUUUAUUUUCUGUACGAAAACAUAAUCUAUGUUGCCUCUGCAUCACACCUGUGAAAUGUCAACUUGAUGUUUUUAGGAUGCUUACCUUACUCUAAUCCAUCCUUGCUCUAAAAAUGGAGAAUUGGAACCGAGUUAUUCUGGCUUCUGGAGCGAGAGGUACAGGAAAUGAGCUCAGGAGAGUGAGUUUAAACACGAAACAAACCCAUCUUGAUACAACAAAGGUAUUGCUGCCACCGUGCAGUAGUUCCAGACAACAUUUGCCUGUCCAGUGGUUCAAGCUCAAGAAUGGGCAUCAGGUCUGAUGAUUGUUCCUAAGUCUUGUAUAGAUCAUGAGUGACUGCAAGUCACUUUGCCUAAGUGCCUCACUUUUCCACUGGACAGAGUUGUUUAUUUUAUAUUUGAAUUGCCUACACGCUGCUAUUUGCAUGAUAAAGAUGUUACAGGAAUAUAAUUUCAGGGAUUGCUACAGGGAUAGGAUAUUUUUUUAAAAAAGCAAUAUUCAUUUGAAAGAUUUGACUGUUGAUACAAAAUUUAUAAAUUUAUGUCUAAUUGAACACCUUUAAGCAAUAUGCUUUGAAUCCAAGUCUAAUUAAAACUGCUGAUACCCAAAGGCCUGUCACAGAGCCCUGGGCUAGAUCCAAGAACUGACUUAGGUGCUGCUUACUGAACAAGCAGUUGUAGGCAGUUAUUUUCCACACAACAUUCCAGACUCACUCCCAAGCCAGCUGUGUCUGGGCCCCAGGAGAGAUGGCUUUCCAGAAGCUCUCGGCCAUGCAGCAGAAUUUCCUGUGACCUGUAGGAAGAGCUCAUAGACAGGUUCCUGCACCACCCUUCAGAGCUGCCUGUCUGCUGUCCCCUGUAGCAGGAGUCCAGGCACCCAAAUAUCAGGCUCCCAACCCACUAGCCCUAACUCUGUAUUAGAUCUAGCCGUAAAGGACUUUUGUGCUGUGAUCAAGUACAACUUACUUAUGAAAUAGAGCUUCUAUAAACCACUGAGGUCUAGGCACAAUAGUUGUGUGUACUGAAGCCUAGAAGAGCAAACCAUCUGUAUUCACUGCUCUGAAAUACCAUGGUACAAAAUAAACGACUGGAACAAAU
This is a messenger RNA of Zonotrichia albicollis (white-throated sparrow), 4897 nucleotides long. The record is from RefSeq and is a predicted model, not a curated record. NCBI's taxonomy places the organism in Eukaryota, Metazoa, Chordata, Aves, Passeriformes, Passerellidae.